Messenger RNA from Camellia sinensis, 1251 nucleotides. The record is from RefSeq and is a predicted model, not a curated record. NCBI's taxonomy places the organism in Eukaryota, Viridiplantae, Streptophyta, Magnoliopsida, Ericales, Theaceae.
AUCCAAACUAAACCAAGGAAUACUACCCAUCCAUAGCAACCACAACUACCACUAGUGUUCUGAUGAUUCAUUCCUUAAUUCUGAAUCUUCUGCAAAUCAAGAAAACCGAGUGAGCUUGUUUGGUAAUGUCGAUGGGUAGCGAUACGACUUGGGUGAGCAAGAAGCCUCUCAGACGCUUGGGAGGAAUGUCCGAUGCCCUCUCCAUCGCCUCCGAUCUUGGCUUCUCUCUCUCUCCUCCUCCUCCUCAGGAAGAGUUUCAAAACUUAUCCGCUACUACUGCUGAAAAGGGUGAUGACUUGAUAAGGGUUUUAAGAGAACUUACCACUGUACAAAGAAAAAUAGCAGAUUUACAAGUGGAACUUCAAGGUCGCAAGGAGGACAAGAAUGUAGCACAUUUGACACAUGUGAGUGAAAUGGAAAAGAAGAUUGAGACUUUGGCAAGAAUUACGAUUAUAUUGAAGGAUGUCAUUCAGAACAAGGACCGCAUUAUAGCUCGUCUUCAACAACCAUAUUCACUAGAUUGCAUCCCCGUGGAAGCAGAGUUUCAGAAACAAUUUUCAGAAUUACUAAUGAAGGCUGCAAGUGAUUAUGGAGCCUUGACUGCAUCUGUUGCAGAUUUCCAGUGGAGUCAAAACUUCAAGGAACCACCUUCUGUAUGGGGGGAAAUGCUCCGUCCAAUUCCUGUGGCUUUAGCAUCUUGUACCCGAUUCUUUGAAGCCAUGUCUGCAAUGAGGGAAUCGUUUGCUACACUUCAAAAUUUGAGAGUGGGUCAUUCCUCUUCUUCCUUGCAUGCAACACCAGUCAAGGAUUCUUCUCAAACAACACUAGGGGAUUCUGAAUGCGUGACCCCACCUCCUUGGAGGAGUGAGUCGGACGAUUUAACUCUCAGAACUCUCAGUGGUCCAAAAGCAGAAGAUGAACAUGGUGAAGUAGGCGACACUCAUCAAGUUGAUGGCACGAGCCACAGGAGAUUGUCCUGGCCUCCAGUAAAAAAGAGUGGAUUAUAACAAGGUUUUUUCUCUUUUAAUUGCAUAUGUGUGCAAGAUUUUCAUUAUGGUGUGAUUCUUUCUGCUCUUCCUUUUGCAGCCUUGAUGAAGCUGAAGAGAGCUUUGAAUGAAGUUUUCGAAGAAUUUGGAGAGCACACUUCAUAUUUUUUUUUCUUCAUUAAAAUGGGAAAAUAUUUGCAAUUUUUAUUUUUAUUUUUUUGUAUUGACAUAUUCUGUUUUUAGGGUUCUUCUUCUUCUUCUUCUU